UGUACCGUGGCAAGGAAUAAUUUUUAAUUUAAAUGGCCUUCAGUGAUUUAUGUCACAUAAGUAAUGCGUAUAAAACCGUCGAAAAUGAGCCUGACCAGUCGGAACGCAUUAUGGAAGAAAACUCAAUGGUCCGGGAUCUCAUCACGAAGAUCCUCGAUGAGACUGGACCAGCAGAAGGGAGCAGCUCUGUACAACCACAGGAAAAAGCGAUAAACACAAUAUCAAACCAAUUCCCCAAAAAUGACACUGGGACAUUUGUACCACCCAACAUAAACUACCCCAACAACAUGUACAAUUUUCAAAACAACCAGAAUGGCUUUAACUUCAACAUUCGAAAUGGUUUUGGGAAUGGAUACGUCAAUUAUAACGACAGCGAUGUUGGAUUACUCGGAGUUGAUGCUGUGGAACCUGCAACAGAUGUCACUCCAGAACAGUUGAACUUACUAAGACUGGCAGCACAGGAGAUUGGAGGCGCUCAAUUCACGAACCCAAAUAAAUUUGAUGAGAAAUUCUACAAUUUCUUCGAGCCGAGCCAAAGAAAUUCUCUACCAGAAGCCAAUAUGUUCAACAUGAAUAAUUACAACCGGCCAAACAGUCUGAACUUGGACGUAAACUUUACGAAUUAUGAAAACCCCUUCAAUAACGUGCAGCGAUUUCCCAACAAAUUCGAUAAUACGUUUGGGAAAGACCAGAGUCAGGAUCCGUCAGAAUUAUUGGUGUAUUUGAAUCAGUUGAACAUGAGUUUGGAUAGACGGGAUGAAAUGCCUAACAAUAUGGACUAUAAAAUGCCUAUGGAAGUAAACGGGCAUUACCAAAACGAAGAGUUCAACAAAAUGCAAGAGCAGAAGAUGUUCUUGAACAGGAAUUUCCAAGUUCCUCCUAACAAAAAUUACAAUGGAGAAAACUUCUAUCUAAACGACAUGAUGACGCAAGUGAACGAUCGUCACAUGAACCAGAAUUACGAUUUCUCGAAUCAGACGCCAGGAUCGGGUCCUAAUUCGAUGAAUUUUAAACAGAACGGGUUUCAUCAGAAUGACUUUAUGCGCCGUGAUAUGAAUCAGAUGCGGGAGAAUUUUCAACCUAAUGGCACUAUGAACGAGCAGCGAAAUUACGAUAGCGGCGGUCGGGAUAACAUGCAGCAAGCGGCUCUAAUGAGACAGAAUCAGGCGGAGUUAGCAAGGCAGAUGAGUUUGCUUAUGCGAAAUCGCCCGCCACCGAACCAACUCAACGUCGACGUGUCGUUUUUACAUGAGAACACUCCCUUCAAUCUCGGCCUGGGUGCGUUACUAGGGCCAAGUCCACCUGUACCACCCCCAGUUUUGCCAUCUCCCAUGUUGGAUAUGCCGUUACUAGCGCCUUUCUACGCUAUGAGAAACAUGAGGGCCGCGGCGACGUCGUCGGGCGUGCUGCACGCGCGGCUGGACGCGUGCUACGAGCAGUGGCGUCAGCUGGAGCGCGAGCGCAAGCGCACCGAAGCGCGGCUGGCACUGGCCUACCCCGGGCGCGCCGUGUCCUCGUCCAACUCCAUCCCCGUGCCGCGCCUGCCGCCCUGCCCCACCCGCGUCGACCGCCUCACCGUUGACAUGCUGCGCGAGCACACCAAGGUACUGACACUUAUGGGUAAAAUGGAGACACUCCGCGCGAGCGUCUGCGUAGCUCAAAACAAGAAGCCAAAUAAACUCGAGGAUACCAAAAUAACAGUGCUCAAACGAGGACAGGAGAACGUGUCCAAUGACAAGGAGAAAGACAAAGAUGGGAUGGACCCAGCCACUUUCGAUCCCACUACGUGGAGAGAUGAUGUCAAGAAUUUGGCUGAGAUCGCGCCGCAUAGUGAGGUGGAAAGUGCCAUGCUAUCGUGGCGCAGUGCCGUAGCGGCGGUGCAGGCCGCACGCAGGAGGGAACUGGCGCCGCAUCAGCCCAACCACCCGCAGCGGUACCAGCGGCAGGACCCCACCCUGCAGCUGGCCGAGGCGGUGAAGCAGCUGGGCGCGUGUGCGCGGCGGGCUCGCUGCGCCAUGUGGUGCGACCUGACGCUGACCGUGGCGCUGGCGCCGCCGCCCUCGCCGCACCACCAGGCCGUCGCCAAGGCCAGCGAAAGUUCGUCGUCGACACAAGUAAACCCGCCGAAGACAGCCGCUCAGGAGAGCAACAACGCGACGAACAACAAACAGUCCAUCGACAAUAAAGAGGAAAAGCCAUCAACCGAAGCGAAAGACACGAAGACAGAGAAACUGACAACCAAGCAGUCCGAAAAACAACCGGACAAGAACCAGAACCAGCAACGUCGGCAGCAAAACUACCGUAAGUUGCAACGGAACGACUUCUACCAGAAGAACCAGAGGUACGACAAUCGGUUUACACAUAAUCGCCACCCGUAUUACUUAGCCACGGGACCUAUUAACUAAGAUAUAACUUUUUAUAAGUCACAUUAAAGCUAGCUAGUCAGCUUAACCAUCGCCAUGUCGAAGAAGUAAUUCUUUCUAUUGUGAACAAUAGUGGUGCCUGACUGUUAGCUUUUACAUAAAUUACGUCACAGGGAAAUAUAUAUAAAGGCCCAAAGACGUCAAUUCGGCCAAACGCAAAAUAAACUUAAAACUCAAUGCAUUUGCCUAUUUUUGUUAUCACUAUUAAAAUAAAAGUACAUACAGAUUCUUCAAAAUAGUGACAGCUUUACAACAAAUUCGAUAUAGAACGUUUUGUAACAAAACGUUGCUAGACAACCAAUGAUGGCUUGUGUGAAGAACACUUUUGUCAAUGUUCAUUAUUUAGACUAGCUCUGCCCACGGCUUUGUAGCGGUGUUUUUUAUUUAUAAAUUAUUACAAAA
Molecule: messenger RNA, 2825 nt
Organism: Hyposmocoma kahamanoa
Lineage: Eukaryota; Metazoa; Arthropoda; Insecta; Lepidoptera; Cosmopterigidae
Exons: 10
Coding region: 33-2405 (790 amino acids)
Biological process (GO): male meiosis I; female meiosis I; mRNA stabilization
Cellular component (GO): cytoplasm; nucleus
Source: RefSeq, a predicted model, not a curated record